Hansenula ciferrii is the source of this 531-nucleotide messenger RNA. RefSeq names its product peptide alpha-N-acetyltransferase MAK3 (gene MAK3). Lineage: Eukaryota; Fungi; Ascomycota; Saccharomycetes; Phaffomycetales; Wickerhamomycetaceae. Gene Ontology annotation, biological process: N-terminal peptidyl-methionine acetylation. Gene Ontology annotation, molecular function: protein-N-terminal amino-acid acetyltransferase activity. The record is from RefSeq and is a predicted model, not a curated record. The coding region runs from base 1 to 531 and encodes 176 amino acids. Gene Ontology annotation, cellular component: NatC complex. The transcript has a single exon.
AUGAGUGACUCAGAGAUAUAUUAUGAACAGCUGAAAAUUGAAAGUGAAAAAGAUUUCGAAUGCAUUAAAAGUUUGAUUAGUGAUGAUUUAUCAGAACCAUAUUCAAUCUAUGUUUAUAGAUUUUUCUUAAAUCAAUGGCCAGAUCUUUGUUAUAUAGCCAAAACAGGAAAUGAUAAUUUAAUAGGAGUUGUCAUAUCAAAAUUAGAACCACAUAGAGAUGUUAGAUUAAGAGGUUAUAUUGGUAUGUUGGCUGUUCAAAAACAAUAUAGAGGUCGUGGUAUUGCUAAAGAAUUAGUUAAAAAGACAAUUAAUGAAAUGAUUGAACAAGGUUGUGAUGAAGUUAUGCUUGAAACUGAAGUUGUUAAUAUACCUGCUAUUACAUUAUAUGAAAAUAUGGGAUUUAUAAGGAGUAAAAGACUUUAUAGAUAUUAUUUAAAUCAACAUGAUGCUUUUAGAUUAAUUUUACCAGUUACUAAAAAAUCUCAAACAAGAUCUGCAUUUUUACCACCUUUACAACCAAAAGUUAUAUAA